This is a messenger RNA of Erinaceus europaeus (western European hedgehog), 1124 nucleotides long. RefSeq names its product olfactory receptor 2T27-like. Gene Ontology annotation, cellular component: membrane. Lineage: Eukaryota; Metazoa; Chordata; Mammalia; Eulipotyphla; Erinaceidae. The record is from RefSeq and is a predicted model, not a curated record. The coding region runs from base 195 to 1124 and encodes 309 amino acids. The transcript has a single exon. Gene Ontology annotation, molecular function: G protein-coupled receptor activity; olfactory receptor activity. Gene Ontology annotation, biological process: G protein-coupled receptor signaling pathway.
GUGAAGCCCCAGUGUCUACUAAAAAACAAAAAAAGCAAUUUAUGAGAAUGCACUGUUUUAGAUUCCUCCAUAAUGUUUAGGGAUUAUCAAACUAUCAAAUUAUUUUAGCAAAGUGUCACUACAUUGCAACAGCCUCUUCUCUAGUAUUUUGUUUCUAAAGGUAUCCAACUAAAAAAAAACAUUUGAAUGAAAAUAUGGACCAGAAGAAUAAAACAUCAACUGACUUCAUCCUCCUGGGACUCUUUCCCUGGUUCAGAUAUCCUCAUCUCCUCAUCAUCAUCAUUAUCAUUAUUUAUACCAUUGCUUUCACUGGAAACUGCGUACUAAUCCUCCUCAUCUGGGUGGACUCCCGCCUCCACACACCCAUGUACUUUCUGCUUAGUCAGCUCUCCCUCAUAGACCUGGCUUAUGUCUCCAGUACAGUUCCGAAGAUGGUCGUCAACUAUUUCACAGGGAAGAAGAACAUAUCUUAUUUUGCCUGUGCAACACAACUCUUUUUCUUUCUCACACUUGGCCUUGCUGAGUGCAUUCUGCUGACUCUCAUGGCCUAUGACCGAUAUGUAGCUGUCUGCAACCCCCUUAGAUACACUGUCCUCAUGAGUCCCAAGAUCUGUCUGCAGAUGGCAGCAGCAGCCUGGAUAGGUGGGGCCCUCGCAGCUCUUGUCCACACCAUCUACCCAAUGAAUUUUCCUAUCUGUGGUUCCAGGGAGAUUGAUCAUUAUUUUUGUGAGAUGCCUGCCAUCCUGAGAAUGUCUUGUGUGGACAUAUCAGCCUAUGAGAUGGUAAAGUUUGUAUCAACUAUUGUCUUUCUCCUGGUCCCGUUUAUACUCAUCUUGACCUCCUACACUCUCAUCUUCCUCACUGUACUUAGAAUGAACUCUCCCAAGGGAAGAAAUAAAGCUCUGGCCACCUGCUCCUCCCACCUGACAGUGGUGAGCCUCUACUUCGGUCAAGCCAUAUUCAUCUACAUGACACCCACUUCUGCCCACACACCUGAGCAAGACCAAAUUGGGGCUGUUCUUGGCACCAUAGUGACCCCCAUGCUCAAUCCACUCAUCUAUAGUUUGAGGAACAAAGAAGUGGUGGGGGCUUCAAGAAAAUGCUUUAGAAGGUGUUGCAACUGA